This is a messenger RNA of Fomitiporia mediterranea MF3/22, 2644 nucleotides long. Its product is annotated as Bromodomain-containing protein. Gene Ontology annotation, cellular component: nucleus; chromatin. The transcript is spliced from 7 exons. NCBI's taxonomy places the organism in Eukaryota, Fungi, Basidiomycota, Agaricomycetes, Hymenochaetales, Hymenochaetaceae. Gene Ontology annotation, biological process: chromatin remodeling; regulation of DNA-templated transcription. The record is from RefSeq and is a predicted model, not a curated record. Bases 1 to 2388 code for a protein of 795 amino acids.
AUGUCCGACGCCCUUGCCGUCCACGCUGCGACCAGCGUCAACGGCAUCCAUCCACCCCUGGGCAUCUCCACCAACACGAACGGGGCACAGCCUUCCUCGGAUAACAUCGACAACGGUGCGCUCAGCAGUGCUCCCGACUCUCCCGUUGUUCUUUCUCCUCCCACCGACGCUGUCUCGCCUGCAGUCAAAAUAGAUAUCGACUACGCGCAACGCGAGUCUGAUGCCCGCCAUGAGCCCCUCACGUUGUCGCUCGGUAAGACAGACGAUGUCUCUGUCCAGGCGCAGCUUGACACACCUGCCGAUCCUGCGUCGAUACCUAUAGCACCACCCAAGGGCACUCCGCCUCCGCCAGCCGGGCAACUACUGGAGGAUGUUCGAAUGGCUGAGCAAGCAACUCCAGCACUAUCAGGCGAGUCACCCGUUGCAGAGGCGAAUGGGAGUAGUGGUAUGAAUGGUGUGAAGCAUGAGGAGAAGAAUGGUGUCAACGGCCACGCUGCUCCUUCGUCUGCGGAUGAUAUGAAUGUAGAUACACCCGUUCCUCCGUCGUCGCGACAGCCCGACGCGCACGAUGCGGUAUUGGACGAUGCCAGUCAACCGCCGCCCGCAAAACGAGCGAGGAAGCUUUCGGAUGCCGAUCAAGCGUCUCUCGCUCAUUCUCCUGCUCCACCCCCGCCGACUACUGUUCUUUCUACCGCUACCGAAGACCGCUCUGCCACGCCGUCACCUUCACAGGAUCGGAAGGCGACUCUGAGUCAGGCACAAUACAGAUUUUGUGUGUCGACAGUACGCAAUUUACGGAAGCUUAAGGACGCGACACCCUUUCUUAAUCCCGUUGAUCCGGUGGCCCUUAACAUCCCCCAUUAUCUGAGUAUUGUAAAACAUCCCAUGGACUUUGCGACCAUUGAUCGCAAACUCGUUGCUUCUAAUCCUGUGAAGCCUGAUAGUAAUCCGGCGAACCCUCGGUACCUUACUGCGGACGAGUUCAUUGCCGACGUGCGGUUAAUGUUCUCGAAUGCUUACACCUUCAACGGGCCAGAACACGUUGUCACUCAAAUGGGGAAGCGUGUUGAAGCUAUAUUCGACAAGCAGAUCAAGCAAUUACCACCACCCGCAGAAGAGCCGAAGCCUCAGGCACCGAAGAAGGCUGCGACUCCCCCUCCUCCACCGCCCCCCGCGAAAAAGGCUCCUGCUGCUCGGCGACCUUCCACUUCUCUUCCUACAAUUCGCAGGUCUGAUACCACGGAGACAGCUAGACCAAAGCGUGAAAUACACCCUCCACCUCCGAAGGAUUUGCCUUAUGCUGAGCCGUCGAAGAAGAUGCGGUCAGUGAGGAAAGCGAAGACGGAUGACGGGACAGAGGAACAGUUAAGAUAUUGCGGCAAGAUCCUCACGGAUUUACACAAAAAGUCACUGUUUACCAUUGCCAGUCCGUUCUAUGAGCCGGUUGAUGCUGUCAAACUCGGGAUUCCCCAUUAUCCCAAAAUCGUGAAAAGGCCGAUGGAUCUGGGCACCAUGAGGAAGAAGCUCGAUAACCGGGAAUAUCCGAAUGCAGCCAAGUUUAAAGAAGAUUUCGCUCUCAUGAUUAGAAACUGCAUGGCGUUCAAUCCGGUUGGCACAGCCGUACAUGAUGCUGGGGUUGAAAUCCAGCGUGUCUUUGAAGAGAAAUGGUCCCAUCUCCCGCCUCUGAAAGUACCAAGCGAAGACGAAGACGAGGAUGAGGACGAAGACAGCGAUGACGAUCGCAUUCGUGCUAUUGCCGACCUGGAGGCUCGGAUUGAGACGAUGAGAGGGAAUUUGGCAGCACUAAAGAAUCAAGCGAAGAAGAAAGUAAAGAAGGAGAAGCGGCCUCCGAAGCGCGCUUCACCACCCGUCGCGUCGACUUCCAAGCCAAACAAUCGGCCAGCCAAGCCGGUGCCCAAGAAGAAGAGUUCAAAGAAGGCCCAAAUCCCCGACGACGAUGUGUUGUCCUUUGACCAGAAAAAGGAUCUGAGCGAGACCAUUCAAAAUCUUGAAGGCGAAAAGUUGGAACGAGUGAUUAAUAUCAUUCACGAAGGUGUUCCAGAAAUUCGCGAUAGUUCUGAAGAGAUCGAGCUCGACAUUGACCAACUUCCUGCACCAGUACUGCUUAAGCUGUACAAUUUUGUAAUCCGGCCGUUGAAGGCGAACAAUAGCAAGCGGUCCCGAACAGGGACGGGGACGGGGACUGGCGGUUUGAAGCGGAAAAGUAUGGAUGAAGACGUCGAGGCCGAGAAGAUUCGGCAGCUGGAGGAGAGGAUGAAGAUGUUCGACAAAAAUGCAGUUGUCAGUUCUGGUGUAAAACACGAGAACGACAGCGAGCAUUCCUCCGAUGACAGUUCUUCGGACAGCUCGGGCAGCGACUCCGAAUGAAGGCCUGUGUUGAUUUUUCGAUUUUCUCCCCGGACGCUUACCCUCCGCGAUGCCGAUUGCAUCAUUAAUGAUUUCUGCCUCAUUCUUCCUUAUUGAUUGUCAUCGUGCCGCAUUUUUAGGCCGUCUUUUCAUUCGCAAUUUUUCGUAUACGUCUUGCCUUUUAUUGUGUCUUGCAACCGCAACUGUGUGCUUAUACUACGUCGAAAGCCAAUUUACUGUCACCACUGUAGCAAAUUAGUUUUAGUACUUUAUGAAA